AUCUAGGCUUAUAAAACUGUAAGUUAGUAUAUAUAUGCAUGUAUCUAACCUCUUUGUAAAAUCCAAAAGUUAAGAAGGGAGGAGGAAGAAAGAUGGUGUCUUGUGGGAGCUUUGCUCAGGUGUCCUCGAGUGACGACGAAGAGGACUCCCUAGCGAAGACGAGGUCUCAGGGACAGAACUCAAGGAGACCUGAGGAAACAAUGGAGGGAAAAAUGAGGAAGCGUAAGAAGGUGAGCCUGAACGAAGAGUCUGAUGGGGAAGAGGAGGAGACAGAGAGGAAGAGAAAGAAAGAUGACGAAGAAACGCCGCCGAAGGAAUUGGAGCCCGAUGACGCGAAACCGGUUGGUGAGCCGGUUAAAGUUACGGGUAGAGGAACCCAUUACGGGCAGUUCGAAUACGGCGGUAACAGAUACGAGCUGGAGGAUUCGGUGCUGUUGCAUCCAGAAGACACUAGUCUUGAGCCUUUUGUUGCCAUUAUCAAGGAUAUUACCAAAAAACAAGAUGGAAGGAUGAUGAUUCUGGGACAAUGGUUUUAUCGUCAAGAAGAUGCAAAGAAAAGGGGUGGGGGAAACUGGGUAGUAAAGGAUACACAUGAACUUUUCUACAGUUUCCAUCGUGAUGAGGUCCCAGCAGAAUCAGUGAUUGAAAGAUGCGUGGUGAAUUUUGUUCCAGCUCAUAAGCAACUUCCGAGAGGCAGAGGUUUUAUUGUGCGAGAGGUGUAUGAAACGGUUGGUAAGAAGCUGUGGAAGUUGACUGAUAAGGAUUAUGAAGUUGCAAAACAACGUGAAAUUGACCUCUUUGUGGACAAGUCAUUGGCGCGAUUGGGUGAUCUUCCUGACCUCUAA
Molecule: messenger RNA, 845 nt
Organism: Brassica oleracea var. oleracea
Lineage: Eukaryota; Viridiplantae; Streptophyta; Magnoliopsida; Brassicales; Brassicaceae
Exons: 4
Coding region: 93-845 (250 amino acids)
Molecular function (GO): chromatin binding
Source: RefSeq, a predicted model, not a curated record